AUGUCUAAGUAAAGUAAAGGAUAAAAUCAAAAUUAAGAUGGGUUAACUUAGGAAUUGGAUGCUUAACGAAGAGACCUUAUGAAGGCAAUAUCGACUCAUAAAAAUAUGAAAGAUCGUCUUGAUAGAAUGGAAAAUGAGAGAGAUAAAUUUGGGAAUGAGAAUGUGGAGGUGAAGAGGAAAUUAUCGGAUGAAAAAAAAGAGCUAAUAGAUUUGAUUGAAUUUCAUAAAAAGGAAAAGGAGGAGUUGAGAGAGGAAAAACAGAAAAUUGAGUUUGAGUAUGGAGUGUUACAAAGGAAGAUGGCUGAUAUAGAUGAGGAUUACAAGAAAAUGAUGGAGAAGUAAAGGCAACUGUUUGAGGCAGAUAAAUAACCAUUGCUUGAUAAAAUAAAAUAUUUGGAAGCCCGAUUGGAGAAGAUUGAUAGUUUUUUACAGACAAAGGCUGACUUAGAAAAUGAGAGAGCAAAAUUGAUAGAAACAUUGGCAUAAGAAAGGAAGGAUAAACAGAGGGAAUUAGCAGAUAAGGAGAAAGAGAAAGUAAAGGAAACAGAUCAAUUAAAGAAAGAAAUGCUUCAUAAAAUACAGGAAACAAAGUCAUCAUUGUUGGCAUUGAAAAAAGAAUAAUUGGAAACUACAACUAGAUUAACAGUCUUACAAAAUCAUUAACUGACUACAGAACUGGAAUAUCAAUCAAAGCAGACAGAAAAAUUGUUGUUCAAGAAUUCAAAGUUAUCAGAAUAAGUAACAAGUUUAAAGAGAGAUAUAGAAAUUCAUAAAUAAGUUGAAUAGGAAUUGGCAAAGAGAUCUCAUUUCUCUUAGAAACUAAUCAAGAAAUUGACAGCAAAGAUUAAAGAGUUAGAGGACUAAUAAGAAUAAUAACAAUUAGAAGAAUAGGAAUAGAAUCCAUAACAGAAGGAGAUUCCAUAGGAGGUAGAGAAGAUGAAGGAAUAAGAGAUUAUUUAAUUGGAGAAAAAAAUAGCGAAAUUAUAAAAUGAUAAUGACAUAUUAAGAAAUGAGAAUAAUCAUCUCCUUACUAGAUUAGAUACUAUAAGAUUGGAGGAGAAUAAGUUUGCCAAUUUAUCAGUUAUUUUAGCAAGUAAUUUGGAGUAUUUAAAGAAUAAUUCCAAUGAAGAUAUAAAGGAAGUGAUCGACCUAUAGGAAUUACGUGAGAAGAGUGUGAAUGAUUGGACAUCAAAUUAGAAAACUGCAAUAAUGAGUAUUCUAUUGAUGUAAGCUUAACAAUACUUGACAAAGAAGAAUCUAAAUUUGUCCGAUACUAAUUAGAUAAACAACAAUAAUACUAUGGCAGAGAAUGUCACGAUAGUAGAUAAUGCAAACAAAUCAGUCUAAUUGCCAAAAAUAAAAUAAGAUGAAGAACAAACAUCCCAAUAAGUCUCAAAAAGAUUUUAAGGUGUCUCACUUGAUAUUAGCACCUAAAUAGUGAAGAGCAAUCUGAGAGAUUGGGGUAAACCGGCAGCAUCAUAGCAAUCCAGCUAGUUAUCCAGAAAAUAUAAGUUAAAAUGAUUAUUAAUAUUAUUAUUAUCCUACCCUCUGUGGGAGAAGAAAAAACAUAAAUGAAUCUUAUCA
This is a messenger RNA of Paramecium tetraurelia, 1584 nucleotides long. RefSeq lists its product as uncharacterized. Gene Ontology annotation, cellular component: cilium; ciliary basal body. The transcript is spliced from 6 exons. Lineage: Eukaryota; Ciliophora; Oligohymenophorea; Peniculida; Parameciidae. The record is from RefSeq and is a predicted model, not a curated record. Gene Ontology annotation, molecular function: microtubule binding.